Molecule: messenger RNA, 3651 nt
Organism: Sinocyclocheilus anshuiensis
Lineage: Eukaryota; Metazoa; Chordata; Actinopteri; Cypriniformes; Cyprinidae
Product: integral membrane protein GPR155-like
Exons: 17
Coding region: 109-2529 (806 amino acids)
Biological process (GO): transmembrane transport; intracellular signal transduction; negative regulation of BMP signaling pathway
Cellular component (GO): membrane
Source: RefSeq, a predicted model, not a curated record
GUGUGUGUGUGUAUCGGAUUUACAGGAAUCAGCUGAUCCGAGUGUUUUGGUACUUUACAGUUGUUUACCCGUCUGCCGGGUUAUGAGGGGUCUGUGGUCGGCCUGAAGAUGGGUGAUCUCUCCGUUAAUAGCUCCAUCUUCAGCAGCAGGAAUGGAUCUGACCCCCCCUCCGUCCCACCCAGCAUGUCAAUCGACAAGCUCCUUCCAGCCCUGCUCGAGUGUUUUGGGAUCAUUCUCUGCGGAUACGUCGCGGGCCGUACAAACAUCAUCCCAGCGACACAUGCUAAAGGACUGGGCAGCUUUGUGUCCAAGUUUGCGCUUCCAGCUCUGCUUUUCAAAAACAUGGUGCUGCUGGACUUUGGCGAUGUAAUCUGGCCUUUUUUCUUUAGUAUUUUGGUGGCUAAAGUGACUGUGUUCUUCUUUGUGUGUGUCCUCACACUUUUGGUGGCGGACAGAGAGAGCCGUUUCUCCAAAGCUGGCCUCUUCUCCAUAUUUGCCACACAGAGCAAUGACUUUGCUCUGGGGUUCCCUAUAGUUGAAGCUCUGUACCGCAACACUCAUCCGGAGUAUCUUCAGUACAUCUACCUGGUUGCUCCCGUCUCCCUCAUGGUCCUGAACCCGCUAGGCUUUGCGUUCUGUGAGGUGCAGAGGCGAAGGACUGGAGAACCUCAGCAGCAGAGUAAGCUGCAAGUGCUGGGUUUGGUGCUCCUUCAGGUGGUCAAGAACCCUGUUGUCUUUAUGGUGGUGAUCGGGGUCAUUUCUCACUUCCUGCUGGGCCAGAAGAUCCCGCCCUUCAUGGAGGAGUUUGUAGAUGGUCUGGCAAACUCAUUUGGAGGAGCAGCGCUGUUUUAUCUGGGUCUAACCAUGGUGGGUCAGCUGAAAAAGCUUACCCGCUCCACUGUGGUGGCACUUAUUCUCCUCAUCACAGCAAAACUACUGGUGAUGCCUCUGAUCUGUAGAGGGAUGGUUGAGGUUUUGGACUGUGGAAGCAGAAGCUCGAUGAACCACACCAGUCUGUCAAACUACGCUUUCCUGUAUGGAGUCUUCCCCACUGCACCUAGUGUGGCCAUAUAUGCAUCACAUUACAACAUGGAGCUGGAAGUGGUGACCUCAGGGAUGGUGAUCGGCACGUUUCUGUCUGCUCCCAUCAUGUAUGUGUCUGCCUGGCUGUUGACCAUCCCGUGGAUGGACUCGGAUCCACUAGCAUCAGCGCUGCAGCACGUCAGCUUCAACAUCAGCAUUAUCAGCCUCUUUGCAUUGGUGUGGAGUGUUGCAGUCAUGCUACUGAGCAGAAAGUUUCACAGAAUUCCUCACAUUUUCACCAUUAACCUCUUUGUGGCGCAGUUAUUAGCCUGUGUUGGGAUGAUAGCGUGGAACUUCAUGGCAGAGCAGGACAACUUCCUGGGUCAGGUGUUGACCUUUACUCUACUGUACGGCUCUCUCUACAGCACCUAUAUUUGGCCUGGUCUGAUCGCUCUGUCUCUGCUCCUCAUGAGGAGACGUGAGGAGGUGAACUUCAGGCCAGGGCUCACUGUGAUCACUGGCUGGGGUGUCCCGGUUCUGGCUGUCAGUGUCCUCCUCCUUACAGGGGAAAGAUUGCCAAACACUAUCGACUCUGCAUUCUUUUAUGGAAAGACGCAGGUGACGUGCACGUCUGUGGUGUUAUUCGUGAGCAUUGUGCUGUGUGGCGUCUCGCUCACACUACUCAGCAGACGAACUCAAGACUAUCACAGCCUUGAACGUGGAUCACUGUCUGACAGCGAGGAGGACACACACACAGAGCAGCCCGGUGCUAUAGGCAGCAUCAACACAGACUGUCAGGCGUGCGAGUGUGCGUGUGGCCGUCUGCAGUCCGUGCCUGACAUGACAAGCACCAACGAGGAAGCAUCCAUCCAAACAGGUCAGUGUAGCCAGCAGUGUACAUCCACAAGCUGUCUGCUGGUCGAAGAGGAACAGAAAGUGGCAGACAGACAGAACACAGAUAUACAGUCGACGAGACAUGUGCUUGUGUGUCUGUUACUGACCGUCAGUCUGCUCGCUAAUCUGUCCAGCUGUCUGUGGUGGCUCUUUAAUAAAGAUCCAGGGCGGCUGUAUCUGGAGCUGCAGUUCUUCUGUGUUGUGGCCAACUUUGGGCAGGGUCUCAUUUCAUUUGCCUUUUUUGGCCUCGACAAGCAUUUGAUUAUUUCUCCGUUCAAAAAGAGGUUAGUGAGCCUGUGGCAGGGUUGGGGUCAGGAGGUCACAGGCUCUGCAGCGUCCGAGGAGAUCAGACUGACCUGUACUCAGUUCCUCACAUAUCACAAGGAGCAGUGUGUCAGAGACAUCAUUCACAAGAAAAGGUGUGGACAGAGAAGCACCACAGAGGCAUUUCUGGGCAGUGAUAUGGUGCGCUGGCUGCAGAGCGUGGGAUUGGCCAGUGACUCGGGGGAGGCUCUGGCGUACGGCUGGCGUCUGCUGGAGGGAGGAGUCAUUCAACACAUCACUCUGGAGCACGGCUUCCAGGAUGAAGCUCUGCACUACCGCUUCACGUAGACGAGCGAAUCGCUUCUAUGGCUGGCAGAUGCACAUUUUAGCCGAUGACACAGCGCACAUUUCAGUGAAUUAUUUAUUCUACCGAUACUACUAGCAAUAACCAGAUGUGAAAGUAGUUGGUUAAAAUGAGGUCUUGAACACUUUAGCUACCUCACACAUACCGGAUGGCAAAGGAGUGACUGGAAAUCCUGCUCAUCUCUCUUAGUGUUUUUUAUUAUUAUUUUGACAUCAUUAUUAUUGUUGAACUGCCUGACAUAAUCAUUUCACAAUUUUAUUUAUCCAUAACAGAUAGAAUUGAGUUGAAAUAUUCAUUAGCUUCACAUAAUUGAUUGGAAGGAAGUGGUUGCGUUUCCUCUCACAUUCACAUUAUAUUUUGGGGGUUAUUCAUCAGCUGUUUAACACUGGUGUUGUUUAUCAGCUGUAACAACAAUAUUGAGUUGGUCACUGAAACCAGAAUUCCAUGAAACAAUAAUAAAGCUCAUUGUGGUGUGGGAUUUACUGAGUGUUGAUCCUUUUUUAAAUAGAUCUACUUUAACAGAGCGGUGAGUUAGUAGGUCCUGGAAACCUAAUGUUCACACAAUCAAACAUUUCUCAAAGUGAAUCCAUGUGGGAUUAAUGAGUUAGCUUUAAGUGUUUGUUGAGUGCAUAGGAUAUCUGUGCAUCAUAAAGACAUUCUCUAAUUAAAACUGACAUGGAAAUGGAUUUCUUGACACAUGGACAUAAGGCAUGAUGGACACAAUUUAAACUUCCCAUUUAAGAUCUUUGACAUAAACUCUAAAACGGUAAAAACAUACCAUUAGUUAACUUAAGUAACAUUUAGAACAAUGAGACUAAACCAUUAACAAGUUCAAAUAUAUUCUGUACAAUCAUUUCAAAAGAUAUCCAAACAUACAGGAAGUGCCUAAAUGAUUGUGCAAAUGAUUCUCCAACUAGCUCUUGGCAACAGUAUAAGGGUGUUUAUUCAACUUUGGGAACUUUUAUGUCCGAGGGGUUGAGUGGUUUUGAAAUAUGAAGCUGUAUGAAGGUCAUUAAAACUGUCUGGGAUUUUAAGUUAACCAUGCCUUUAUUUAUAUUUGUUAAUUUUAAGAUGUUUAUAUAUAGAUUUUAGUUUUACACUUGUCU